AUCUGAAACAAUCAAAGAAUUAGAAAAUCGAAAUUCAGCUAAAUCAUGAAGGCCUUACUGAUACUUUUCAUUACUGUGGGGUGGAUAUGCUUGGCAACUCAACGAGUUGAUGCAAGGACUACUGAAGCACAAGAAGAGGUCACUUCAUCAAAGCUGCUUGCUGUGGCGGAGCACAAGAAGAACAGUUAUCAGCUUCCACUGGAUAGCCUAAAAUACGAAGUAAAACUGGGACGCAAGGUAGAGGUGGGGAGAACUACUGGUGCCAAGAAUGUGAAGAUAAACAAUCUCACAGGAAAGAAUAAGAGAGAUCCUGCGGUUGGUUCUGCAGCAUUAGAUUCCAAUGAAGCAACCAAUAAGAUGGGCAAUGGCAUAAUGAGUUAUGAUGAUGACAACGAGAGCUUUGGUAGCUAUGGCCAUCCUUCAGGAUCAUUUACUAACACCCACCAUGUUUAUCCAGAUUAUAAGCGACCUCCCCAUUGAGAUGAGCUUGUUAUACAACUGAAGUUACUGCUGUAAAUUAAUUAUAGAGUUUGGCGUGAUAAUGUGGAGAACUGGAGCUAGCAUGUUAAUUAGCAGCCAUGAACAUGGCUAGCUACGUACUCAUGCAUGUUGGCUCCUAACAGAGAUAUAAUAAGCAUUAGGUUGCAUGUGUGUGCUUUGGACCUUUGGUCAUGUUAUAUGAUAUCUGUAGUCUCUGCUGUAGGUCUUUUGUGUUUCCUUUUCUGUAACUAUAUAUGCUGAAGUAAGAAACCAUGAAUAAUGGAUAUAUAUAA
Messenger RNA from Nelumbo nucifera (sacred lotus), 773 nucleotides. The record is from RefSeq and is a predicted model, not a curated record. NCBI's taxonomy places the organism in Eukaryota, Viridiplantae, Streptophyta, Magnoliopsida, Proteales, Nelumbonaceae.